Molecule: messenger RNA, 510 nt
Organism: Anopheles bellator
Lineage: Eukaryota; Metazoa; Arthropoda; Insecta; Diptera; Culicidae
Product: larval cuticle protein A2B-like
Exons: 3
Coding region: 46-510 (154 amino acids)
Cellular component (GO): extracellular matrix
Source: RefSeq, a predicted model, not a curated record
AUACGGUUGUCAAACGGUCAACACCAGCCACAGCAGAAUCCCAAAAUGGCAUUCAAAUUCGCCGUCUUCGCCGCCAUUGUGGCCGUCGCCAACGCCGUCGCCAUCGGAUACCCGGCCCCGCUCGGUGCCGUCCAUGCCCCGUACGGAGCGUACCCAGCCGUUGCUAAGGUUGCCGCUCCUCUGGCCGUCGCUAAGGUUGCCGACGACUACGACCCGAACCCGCAGUACAGCUACAGCUACCACAUUGCCGAUGCUCUGACCGGAGACAACAAGGAACAGCAGGAGUCGCGCUCGGGAGAUGUUGUCACUGGCUCGUACGCUCUGGUUGAGCCCGAUGGCACCCGUCGUGUCGUUGAGUACACUGCCGACCCCGUCAACGGAUUCAACGCCGUUGUCCACCGUGAGCCACUGGGCGUGAAGGCUGUGGCCCCGGUUGCUGCCUAUCCUGCCGUCGCCAAGGUCGCUGCCCCGUACGGAUACCCCGCGUACGGCAAGGCCAUCCUCGGUUAA